Colletotrichum spaethianum is the source of this 759-nucleotide messenger RNA. RefSeq lists its product as uncharacterized. The transcript has a single exon. Bases 1 to 759 code for a protein of 252 amino acids. The record is from RefSeq and is a predicted model, not a curated record. NCBI's taxonomy places the organism in Eukaryota, Fungi, Ascomycota, Sordariomycetes, Glomerellales, Glomerellaceae.
AUGGCUAGAAUCUCCGCGCUACCCGUUGCGGUGCUACCACAGCUUGUCCAUCCUCCAGUGUAUACUUUCAAGGACGAGAGUACUGCCGGAGCUGCCAAUUUGGUCAUUGUGAAAGCUAGAGAUGACGCUGCUCUCGACACCGCUUACGAGGAAUCCGACAUCAAGACCAGGGAUGAGACCGCCCUGGACAUCAUUGAUAAGGAACCUAACGUCAACACCAGAAGCGAGGCUGCUGUUGAAGCUGUCAACCCAGAUUCUCACAACAUCGAGACGAGAGGAUAUCGCGGUGGCAACGAUCGCGACCGUCAAGACUAUUACUAUGACAGCUCAAGAAAAUCCCGGGGAGAACACAACACGCCCGCUGAUGACUGGAAGUACCAAGACAACCUCGCGAAGCUUAGAGCUGGCAACUGUGGAACAGGAUGCAUCAAUUCCAUCAAGUCAUAUGACUCGGUGGCAUCUCGAGAUUCAAAGUUAGCCAGGGCGCGUACAGACCAGGAUUAUUACAAUUAUGACCGCUAUACCAACGCCAAAUAUGACUACCGCGGUUAUGACACUUAUAAUUAUCCUGUCGCCGGCUCACGAGCGUCUCGAGGAGAACACAACACGCCUGCUGAUGACUGGAAAUACCAAGAUAACCUUGCGAAGCUUAGAGCUGGCAACUGCGGGACGGGAUGUAUCAACUCUAUCAAAUCAUAUGAUUCGGUAGCCCACAAAGAUUUCGUGGCCUACAAGAAGGGGUAUUACCCACCGUACUGA